AUGGCUCACCAUUGUCAGAGCAAACUAACAACCGUUGGUCUCGCCAGCGGUCACUUCCAUGCCGAUGAAGCGCUUGCUGUUUAUCUCCUCCGCCUGCUGCCAGCCUACUCCACCUCUCCCGUCAUUCGAACACGCGACCCGGGUCAAUUAGCUACCUGUCAUACUGUUGUUGAUGUGGGAGGGGUGUACGACCCUUCACAAAAUCGAUAUGACCACCAUCAACGAACUUUUGAUACAACGUUCCCUCAGCACCAAACCAAAUUGUCUUCUGCAGGGUUAGUAUAUAUGCAUUUUGGUAAAGCAAUAAUAGCCCAGCAUAUGGGGCUCUCUACCGAGCACCAGGACGUCAGCACCAUUUACGAGAAGCUUUACGCAGAUUUCAUUGAAGCGCUCGAUGCUCACGACAACGGAAUUUCCGUUUAUUGUCCCAAGGCCAUCUCCAAUGCCGGUCUGGAGAAACGAUUCCGAGACGGUGGAAUAAACCUGGGUUCGUUGAUUGGUGAUAUGAACCUUUGUGGACCAGGCGAGAACCUUGACGAAGACGCUCUUUUCGCUAGAGCCAGUACCUUCAUCGGAGAGGCUUUCUCGAGGAAGCUUCAUGCUGCCAGUAGCAAGUGGUUGCCCGCUCGAGCCACAGUUUCACAGGCUCACCAGUCUCGCAUGGAUGUCCAUCCGUCGGGAAAGAUAAUGCUUCUUGAGAAUUCUGGAAUUCCAUGGAAGGAACAUUUGUAUCGUCUGGAAGAAGAGGCCGGCAACGUAACCGCAGGAACUGCGGACAAUAAAGUCUUCUAUGUCAUAUACCCGGAAUCAACCGCCGAGAAAUCCAACUGGCGCGUUCAAUGCGUUCCCGUUAGUGAGAACAGUUUCGAGUCUAGAAAACCACUGCCAGAGUCAUGGCGGGGUGCGCGAGACUCGGAACUUGAUAGUAUUAUAUCUAAGGAGAUGGAAGAAAAGCAACGAGAAAGGAUACCCGAGGGUGCUAUUUUUGUCCAUGCCAGCGGAUUUAUUGGCGGACACAAGAACAAGGCAGGAGCUCUUGCUAUGGCUGUGGAAAGCCUUCACUAG
This is a messenger RNA of Trichophyton benhamiae CBS 112371, 1065 nucleotides long. RefSeq lists its product as uncharacterized. NCBI's taxonomy places the organism in Eukaryota, Fungi, Ascomycota, Eurotiomycetes, Onygenales, Arthrodermataceae. The coding region runs from base 1 to 1065 and encodes 354 amino acids. The record is from RefSeq and is a predicted model, not a curated record. The transcript has a single exon. Gene Ontology annotation, cellular component: cytoplasm; nucleus.